Penicillium diatomitis is the source of this 1926-nucleotide messenger RNA. Its product is annotated as glycoside hydrolase family 154 protein. The coding region runs from base 1 to 1926 and encodes 641 amino acids. The transcript is spliced from 3 exons. NCBI's taxonomy places the organism in Eukaryota, Fungi, Ascomycota, Eurotiomycetes, Eurotiales, Aspergillaceae. The record is from RefSeq and is a predicted model, not a curated record.
AUGUCCGUUCACGCCAAUGGCAAGACGCCCUCACACGCAUUUAGUAAAUCACCGUUCCGUACUCGUGCCGAUUUUCAAGACGCUUGCUGCGGUCUUUUGAACCCACUCUUGCCUCUGUUCACGCCCGGCGGAAGUCGUGUCAAAGUAGGGACGUCAACGACUCGCUUUGACGAGGCUGGUGCUCAGAUCGAAGGGUAUGCUCGUCCUCUCUGGGGUCUAGCCUCGCUUCUCGCGGGCGGCUAUCAAUACGCCGAGGCCGCGAAAUGGCGCGAAGGCAUCAUCAACGGCACUGACCCCGAGAGCCCGGAGUACUGGGGGGAUAUUGAGGAUUCGGACCAGCGAAUGGUCGAGAUGUGUCCGAUCGGAUACGCUCUCGCUGUGGCUCCGCAUAUCUUUUGGGAUCCUUUGACGGACCGACAGAAAUCGAACGUGACGAAGUGGUUGAAUAGUAUCAAUGCGCGUGAGAUGCCCAAUACUAAUUGGCUAUGGUUCCGCGUCUUUGCCAACUUGGGAUUGAGGAGAAACGGCGCCGACUACUCUCACAGCCGAAUCGAGGCUGACAUGGAUCACUUGGAUACGUUCCACGUCGGCGGCGGGUGGAGCAAUGACGGGCCCAAGACCCAUCACCAAAUGGACUAUUACUCAGGAUCCUUUGCAAUUCAAUUUUUACAACUGCUAUAUUCAAAGCUUGCAGGGGACUUUGAUCCCGAGAGAGCCGAAAGAUAUCGGCAAAGAGCGAAGGACUUUGCCAAAGACUUUGUUUUCUAUUUCAACCCGGACGGUCGGGCAAUCCCUUUCGGUCGCUCUCUUACCUAUCGAUUUGCAAUGGUCGGGUUCUGGGGUGCUCUCGCUUUUGCUGAUGUCGAGCUCCCGGCUCCCUUAACCUGGGGCGUCGUCAAGGGACUUUUACUUCGCAACUUUCGCUGGUGGUCCACACAGCGAGACAUCUUCAACAAUGACGGCACUCUGAACCUGGGAUACUGCUAUCAGAAUUCGUACCUCACGGAGAAUUACAACUCCCCAGGUUCCCCUUACUGGUGUUGCCUCUCGUUCACUCCAUUGGCGAUCCCCGAGUCGCAUCCUUUCUGGGCCGCCGAGGAAGAAGCCUACCCAGCAGCCUCUCUUCCCGAGGUCGUAGCGCUGAAGUAUCCAAAGCACAUCGCCAUUCGCCGUGGUGGACAUUCUUUCCUGCUGUCCUCUGGCCAGGCAUGCCAUUACUCAAUGAGAGCGAUCCAUGCCAAGUACGGAAAAUACGCAUACAGUUCAUCCUUCGGAUACUCCGUCCCCACCGGCGGCUAUGAGCUGGAACAAUACGCACCAGACAGUAUGCUGGCGCUCUCCGAAGACGGCGAAUUCUGGAAGGCACGUCGACUGGUCGAGGAGGCGCACUUCGAAGAACCAGGUCAAGACGGCGUUCCCGUCCUGAUUUCUACCUGGAAGCCCUGGUCCGACGUUGAGAUCGAAACCAUCCUAAUUCCUCCUGCGCCCGAGACUCCGAACUGGCAUAUUCGCGCGCAUCGCAUUCGCUCCGGCCGAGCCCUGAAGAGCUCAGAGGGAGCCUUUGCCAUCUACGGAUGUCGGAGCGAUACUGGGCGACUAUUGGGACCCAUGGAAGGACCUGCGAGUGAAGGCACGAUGAGUGGCUCUGGAAAUGCACUUGUUCUCUCCUCGGCUGGCGUCGUGGGCAUUGUUGAGCUGCAUGCUUCUGGCGUGCGCGAGGGCAGAAUUGUUGUUGCUGAUCCUAACUCCAACAUUAUUCACGGUCGAACUCUUCUCCCUUCCCUGGGGGUGGAUAUUCGAGCGGGCGAGAAACAGUGGUUCGUGACUGCCGUCUUUGCAAUGCCUGAGAAUGUGAAAGACUGGCAGUCUGGCUGGGAACAGAAGCCUAAAAUCCCGGAGUGGUUGAAUGAGAGAUUGGUGACAUGA